UAUAAUUUGCGUCUAGGACUUGCAGUUGUCUGUGAUGGAGAGGGCAUACCUAAAUGUGUAUGCUUGCCCCCAGGACCGUUAAAACGAAAAAGAAUAGCAAUGAAAUAAAAUGAAUUAAAUUAAAUUGAAGGAAAAAAAUCGUUAAAGGGAGUCAUUCAUCUUGGUCUCCAGAGGUUAAAGAUUUACGCUCUACAUGUCGUGAACGGUGAAGAGUGUUUACGCUUACGGAUAUAUUUUCAUCUUUCCAUUCAAUUAAGUAAAUUUGUUUUCUUUGGUUUUGAAGAUAUUUCAUUGGUAGUGUCCUUGACUUGCCUCCGAAUUCUUAUUUUUUUUGUUUGCAACCAAGCUCUCACCAAAAGAAACUUGCAAAGACUGCAGUUUGACAGCACCGGCCGAUUUCACUGAGGUUGGGCUUAUUAAACAGUAUGCUAUGCGCGAUUUUGAUACACCGCAGUUAGAGGAGAGAGAGGAACGUGAAGGAUCUCCUAGUGAGUAUGAAGAAGAACCUGUUGUAGAAAAACCAUCUCUUUUGCAGAGUGAAGUAGGAGCAUACAAGGAGAUUAUAUCAAACUUGAAACAAGAAACAAGAAAUGAAUUAGCAGUUCAAUUAUACUUCGUCCAUGAGAGUCUUAAAAAUCGAGGACAAACACGAAACGGGAAUGAUGGUAAUGUGGAGGAUAAAGAUACGAAAACUCCAAGAAAAUAUUGGACGGUUUGGCCUACUAGGGAAUCAACGUUCUUGGAACAGAAUUCUCCCAUUACGGGAGCUUUUCGCUUUCGUCAGGAGGCAGCAGCUUUAGCUAUUCGUAUUGCCUCACAUAAACUUCAAGCCAUGAAAAAAGUUCCUUCUUCAGAUGAAUAUCCAAAUGCAAUGAUGCUUCGAAGACUCGCUGCAAUGCUUCAGCAAAAACUAGAAUGUCUGCUAGAUGCCGUGGACUCGUUUCGUCAACAACAGAGGAGUCGUUUGAUGCAAGAGCGUUUAGCAUAUAUGGAUUGGCAAGUUGUUUACGGCCUUGCGAAACUCACCCGGGGUGCAUUUUCAUGCACGAAACAAGAUUCGAUAGCUCUAGAAAAAGCAACAAAGCAGUGCCAGCGUGUGUUUAAAGCUGAUCUGUCACAAAUGAAGUAUUCAGAGGAUAGAGAAUCUGAAUCCCCAACUCCAGAUGAAAUUGUUCCAUUGGAGGACGAAGAUAUGAUCCAACGGAUCUUGGAUACAAUUGAGGAACAACUUCAUUCACCAGAAGAACAUGAGCACUAGAUACUGUUGAGCGACGUGGGGAUUACUGUUUUAUGUUUUAUUUUGGUAUACAAUGCAGCAUUUGUACAUUAACUAUUUUUCUCUUACCGCUCGUAUGAAUGAUAGAAAUAGCAUUUUCGAGCUUGUAUAUCUAACAACUUGGAAACAAUGGCCUCUACCAACGCCUAAAUUUUUGUAAGUAUAUUAUUUUUUUCUCUAUAAAUUCACAGCAAUUCACAGCUUCAUACAAAUUGCAAAUGUAAGCCGUUUCUUUUCUCUGCUAUUACUAGUCAUUGUAAUCGCACAAAUAAAUAUCUUCUUGUGAUUCUUCGUUUAUAGAAUAUCAUCUUAAGGACGCAUUGAAUUUUUCUGCUUUGACUUGUGGAGAGGUGGGGGUCUCCCUAAGAAAACCCGACCGCGACAUUUAAUCAAAGCA
Schizosaccharomyces octosporus yFS286 is the source of this 1673-nucleotide messenger RNA. Its product is annotated as upstream activation factor complex subunit Acr1. The transcript has a single exon. The record is from RefSeq and is a predicted model, not a curated record. NCBI's taxonomy places the organism in Eukaryota, Fungi, Ascomycota, Schizosaccharomycetes, Schizosaccharomycetales, Schizosaccharomycetaceae. Bases 431 to 1258 code for a protein of 275 amino acids.